Messenger RNA from Alternaria atra, 1146 nucleotides. RefSeq lists its product as uncharacterized. NCBI's taxonomy places the organism in Eukaryota, Fungi, Ascomycota, Dothideomycetes, Pleosporales, Pleosporaceae. Gene Ontology annotation, molecular function: protein-folding chaperone binding. Gene Ontology annotation, biological process: protein stabilization. The transcript has a single exon. The record is from RefSeq and is a predicted model, not a curated record. The coding region runs from base 1 to 1146 and encodes 381 amino acids.
AUGGACGACGCUCGCAAAGGCGAUGCCGCUCUCAGCGCAAGCAAGCCCGACGAAGCGAUUGAGCACUACACCAAGGCUCUUUCCGUCAACUCCACCGCCGUAAAAUACUACAUCGGUCGCGCUACAGCUUACCAGCGUACUUCCAAAUAUGCCGAAUCCCUCAGCGAUGCUGAACUCGCCGUCGUCCUUGCGAAGAAACGCGGCUCGCGCGAACUCAUCAAGGAUGCCCAAUUUCGACGCGCCGUCGCUUUGUUCCACCUUGGAAAAUACGCAGAUGCCGAAUUUCUGCUGAAGAUUGUGAAGGGACUUGACGAAAAAGACAAGAUGCUGCCCAUCUGGGAGUCCAAGGUUGCAACAAAAUUGAAGGAUGUUCCAGAAGACGAUGAGAAAAGGAGGGUCAACAUCAAGGAGACUCCGGAUGUUGAGAUGCCCAGCGCACCAGUGUCUACUGCCCCUCCCAAGGCUGAGGCGCCCGCUCCAGCUCCAGCCCAGGCCCCGAAGCCUGUUGCGCCGACCCCUAAAGACAAGAUCAAGACCGAUUGGUAUCAGUCACCCGACACCGUUACGCUUACCAUCAUGGCUAAAGGCGCACCAAAAGAUAAGGUGAGCGUCGAAUUCGAGGAAAGAGCUGUGUCGGUCUCGUUCCCUGUCGUCGACUCGUCAGAAUACAGCUAUAAUGCGGACCCUCUCUACGAAAAGAUCGACCCCUCACAAUCCAAGUACCGAAUCACACCCACCAAGAUAGAGAUAACAAUGCGGAAGGCGACCACAGGUAUGAAGUGGCAUGACCUUGAGCAUCCCGAUGGCAACAUUACCAUUACUCAAGCGCCCGAUGCUUCCCUUCCUGUUCGUAUGAGCAAAGACACAGCCCCCGCGUACCCAACGUCCUCCAAGUCCGGUGCGAAGAACUGGGAUAAGGUCGUAGUGAAUGAUCUGGACGACAAGGACGAAAUCGAAGGCGACGAGACGUCACACUUCUUCAAGCAGCUAUACAGCGGCGCUACACCUGAGCAGCAGCGCGCCAUGAUGAAGAGCUACCAGGAGAGCGGCGGCACAGUAUUGAGCACCGACUGGAGCAACGUUGGCAACAAGACUGUGGUACCCGAACCACCUGAGGGCAUGGAGGCGAAGAAAUAUUCAGGAUAA